Maniola jurtina (meadow brown) is the source of this 6229-nucleotide messenger RNA. It is a transcript of the gene Syt4, whose product is annotated as synaptotagmin-4. The transcript has 10 exons. Gene Ontology annotation, molecular function: calcium-dependent phospholipid binding; clathrin binding; calcium ion binding. Gene Ontology annotation, biological process: calcium-ion regulated exocytosis; vesicle fusion; regulation of calcium ion-dependent exocytosis. NCBI's taxonomy places the organism in Eukaryota, Metazoa, Arthropoda, Insecta, Lepidoptera, Nymphalidae. The record is from RefSeq and is a predicted model, not a curated record. Bases 159 to 1460 code for a protein of 433 amino acids. Gene Ontology annotation, cellular component: axon; membrane; synapse.
ACCCUCUUAAUAUAAUCGAUAGUGCAGUAGGGACAACAGCCUGUUGGGUGAUACGAUUUUCGCGUUUUAAUAUAGAAAUACACGGUUUCUUUGGUUCUCGUUUGAAGUAAAGCUUCAAGGUGUCGGUCUCAAGUAGCGUUCUGCCAGGAGCGAUCACUAUGAAGAUCCUUUCACCUCGCGAUGGACCGGACAUCGCACCAAUCGAAUCCGCGGGUGAAUGGCACAGCGCAACGUUCUGGAUACUGGUGGUGGGCGCAGCGGCGGUCGUCGCGUCCAUCGUGGCUGCUUUCGCGUGCUGGGUCGCCCGCCGCCGCGCUGCACUUGCUCACAAACUUGGAGGGAAGCGAGGCCCAGACAAGGCGCUAGUAUUCCAGCCACCUCGUCGUGCAACUGCAGUGCGGUCGCCUGGCUCAGCCACACACUACCUGCGCAAAUCCCCGUCACCAACCGCAACCGCCCCGCAACCAGUCGCGUCGCCACCGCAACCACAGCCCCCUAAUAAUCCGCCUUCUGGUGCCAACAGUCCACACUCGCCAACAGCACCAGAGCCUGCACCUCUGAGCAAAGAGCUUGCCGAUGCCAAUGCCACUGAGAAACCCAAACCAAUCGAGCCUGAGACGGUCAGCGACGGCAAACUUGGCGAUCUGCACUUCAAGUUGCGAUAUGAAAAUGAGAAGAGCGCUCUGGUGGUGUCGGUGGUAUCAUGCCAGGGUCUGCCUGGCCGCGAGCCCGCGGGACCCGACCCGUACGUCAAGCUGCAGCUGUUGCCAGACAAACAGCACAAGGUCAAGACCAGGGUGGUACGCAAGACCCGAUGCCCCGUGUACGAUGAGGACUUCACAUUCUACGGCAUCGCGCCGCACCAGCUUUCCGCUAUCACGCUACACUUUGUCGUCUUGAGCUUUGAUAGAUACUCUCGCGACGAGAUUAUCGGUGAAGUGGUCUCCCCGCUGUCGACGCUGCAGCUGCACAGCGGUGAGGCCAUGGCACUGUGCCGAGAGAUACAACCCAGGAGUCUCAAGAUGCGCAGCGUGGGUCGCGGGGAGGUGCUGGUGUCACUGUGCUGGCAGCCCGCCGCCGCGCGCCUCACCGUGGUGCUGCUGAAGGCACGCAACCUGCCUAAGAUGGACGUCACUGGCCUUGCUGACCCUUACGUGAAGAUGUACUUGCUAUACAACGGGCAGCGCAUCGCAAAGAAGAAGACCCAUGUAAAGAAACGCACUCUCAACCCGGUAUUCAACGAAUCCUUCGUGUUCGAGGUUCCAGCCGCUCCCAACGCAACGCUCGAUCACGUGUCACUGGAACUUCUCGUGCUGGACUGGGACCGCGUCACUAAGAACGAGGUGAUCGGUCGCCUGGAGCUAGGAGCCGAGGGCACCGGCAGCGCCCGACACCACUGGCGCGAGGUGCAAGCGGCCCCGCGCCGCCAGAUCGCGGACUGGCACAAGCUGAAGGAGUGAGCCGAGCUACUUCCCACUGACCCCGUACCCAUACCCACGCAACCACCGCCGGCCCACAACAGAUACCCCCUAGCGCUGCGGCCCUCGAGCCUGCCUUUGAUCUUCUCCAAGUAUCUGGGGCCGUCUAAUGUGGUGGUGUAACUUGCUGAUUCAUACAUUUAUACUGUGCAUUGGUUCUGUGUGUUAGCGAUUGGUCCUUAGAAAUCUACAAGUUCUGGUUGUCUCAUUGCAAUUUAAAAAUACACCCUACCGCCCUAGAUAUUAUUAUAUUGUUCUUCAAAUAACUAUUUAGGGCUGCCUAAUAGCGUAAGCUGCUUAUGCAAACAUUUUCUAUGCGUAUUUCAUGUAAAAGCUGAAUAACGAAUCCGAACUGGGCGCAGCCUCGUGUGGCAGCCUGGCUAGUUCUGCCGUCAGUGACCGAGGUUUUUCCGAUAUAAUCAAACGGUAUGUUCGGCCCAGGCUACCUCCACUGCUCGCCCGCCUCUGAGCUACAAAGUUAUAAUAUGCAGUUCGUUUCGUACACAUUGGUCGAAGACUUUGAGACGAUGUCUUCUAAAUGAUUGUCUUGAUGCAAUCGCGGCCAAAUACUAGAACGGGUAAUAGCGUAUAAACUCAAAAAAUUUCACAUUUACGUAAGUACGCAUUUUUGUGUAUCAGUGGAGUUGUAGCAAUGGAAUUAGGUACCUACGACCGUAAAUAAAAUUGAAAAAUUAAACCUAUUUAAAAUUACAGAAUAAAAAAAUAGCACAUUCAGAACUAAAGUGACCUAAAGCAAAAUAUAUAAUUUUUGAGAUCUCUACCCACACGGGUUGGAUAUAAAAAUCAUAUUAAUUUCAUAGGUCACUUUAUUAUCGCCACAUGCACAAUCAUUGAAUCAUUAAAAUCAUCCGCAGUAUUGCGGAAAAAAUACGGGUAAGUGGGAAUUUAUGUUAGCCAAAGUCCAGAAACAGGUAAACGGUUUCUUUAGCGGUAAUUUAAAAUUUAAAUGUAGUGAUAUUUUGUAUUAGAUAGAUGAAAUUUAUUUCGUUACAAAUUAGUAUGUUUACUCGAUGUCCUUUGUUCUUUGAAAUUUUCGAAAACGCACAUUUUCAAAUGUCCGUUAAUUGUGUCACAAAAAUUAGAUGCUUAAUUUUAAGAAUUAAAUAAUUAAAGAUUAAUAAACAAUAUUUAUCUUUACUCCUUUAGCAAGAGCGUAUUACAUGAUGAUACUACGUCACGACGUCAUGGUAUAUGUUAAAGCGGCGAUAUAAUCUGUGUGAGGGUGAUUUCAUGAAGGAGUAAUCGAAAAUAUUGUAAGGUUAGUAUACUUUUAGAAAUUGGAACAAUGGUCUUUGCUCUAUUUUCAAUGAAUUAAAAUUUUUACAUAUCUAAUUGUUAGAGACGUAACAAUUGAUACAAAAAACAAUUUUUUAUACUAUUAAUAAAUGGGAAUAAAUAAAUGCGGUUUACUAAUAAAUUAUUUAUCCUUAAUUUGUGACUUCAAAACAUAUUAUCUCGAUAAUAAAGCUUAAUAAAUUUCGCUUUUAUUGUAAGACUAUUUUUAUGUGUAUAGCUAUAAAUUGGACUUGAAAAACUUUCCAUUGCUUUAUUACUAACUCUUUUUAUAAUUCUUAACGUAUUUUUGGCAGAAGUUUAAUAUUUUGCACCAUCUUUGUUAAGCGCCAUUUUUUCCAGCGAAGCUAUUAUUUUGAUAUUAGUGGUAUUUUGAUUAUUAUUAAGACACUGUUGUAUUAAAUAACUAUAAUAUAAGAAAGAGAAUUAUAUUCAGCUUAGUAUCUUCACAAAACCGUUUCGGAGGUUAUAUUUUUUUAUUUUACCAAAAGUAAAAACAAUUGUGUGAACAAAGUCAUGUCAAGUUUAAUUAAAAAGAAAUUCUUGAGUUCUACAGUAUUUCAAUCAUGAAAAGUAUAUAGAUUUUUUUACGUUUAAGAAUUCAUUAUCAUUUUUGCUAUUAAAUGUCUGAAAAACUUUUCAUUUAUAAAACUAUUUAGAAUUUACAAUCAAGUAACUAAUCCCUAAUAUUUUUGAAAUAAUAGCAAAAUUGAUGUUGAAUUUAAAAAUAUAAUGUAAUACUCAAAUUGAAUAUUAGCUCUUAAUAUAUUAUUAUGUACUUACAGUUAGGUUAUAGGGACAAAAAUCUAUUUUAUACUAACGCUAGUGGUUAACUUUAACUUUAGGUUUAAAUAAUAUAUGUGUAACGGCUCAUUCGACGAGGCUUCGAGCUUUGUAGUCACUUGUACCUUAUAGUCGCAAAUCAUACAGAUUCUUCUAGCUACUUCUAGAGUUUUCUAUACCUUUAGCACAACACAUUGUCAUACUAUAAAAUGUUGUUGCUGUCCACAUACACGCAUUCGACAUUCAUGAUAUAUCUUAAAGACAGUAUUUUACUCAUAAUGAUAGGCAUAGGUACGUCAUACGCUAUACUCGUUCAUAAUACAUACCGAACGUGACGUCAUAAAUUUUGCAGGAGAAUUGUAGGUGAAUGUAAGCCAAGCUUUACAUUUCAACGUAGAUCAUACCUACAUCCAAAAAUCCCACCACCACAAUAGCACCCCCUUCCAUUUAGAUUUAAUGACGUCUUUAUGUAGUCGGUGACCAGGAAUAUGUUAAUACGUAUAAUCUAUUAGACUUAUUGGUGUUACUAUUUUGUAUUGUAGCAACAAUAAGGAAUCUUUAUUGAUAGUAAUAAUUAAUUUCUUGACUGUCAUUAAUAUUUAUCAAAAAAAUAAUCGUAAAAUUUCUUUAUUCUAAUUCCCCAGCCAUUUGCUUGCAUAAACUAUGUAUUAUGUACAAUUAAAAAUUUAACUAUAAAGUGUAUUUUUUCGUUAUAUUAUAGAAAUGACCUUUUUUGUAACAUAACAAUUAUUUAUUUUUCUGUAAAUAAAAAUAUGAAUACACCGGAUAAAGUGUAAUUUGAAUUUUAUUAUGUUGGUUAUUCUUUAAUGUUUAAUAUUAAGUAGAUGUUAGACUUAAAAUUAGUGUUUAAAUACGCAAUUUAAUGGAAUUAAUAUAACAUUAAUAAUGUAAGUAAUAAAUCUCAAAAAAUAAAUCUUUAAGAACUUAUGUAUGGAGUUGAGAUAUAAAUUUGUGUUUAUAUAUACAUAUAUUACUCCAUACAUACAUACAUAUGUUUAUAUAAUAUAUAAUACUCCAUACUUCUACAUUCCAACAAACGAUCAUGAAAGCUACUCUCUAUCGAAACGAAUUGUAAUUUUAAAAAAAAUGUUGAAAUCAGACUCACUCGUGACAAAGACAUUUCAGAACGAAUGCUUAUCUAAGUAUAUCGCUCUUUGUAAUUAUUUGAAUCGUAUAGAGAGUGGGCAAGUAGAUUUUGAUUAAGUACGUCUACAUUAUUUUCAAUAUCACGAAAUUUUUGAGUUAGGUCUCUUUCGUAUUAAAUGAUGCGUAAAGUAUUUUGUAAAUAUUCAUCGAAUUGUAACUGUAACGAAUAGGUAUGUUCUACUCUUUAGUGUUAAGGUAUUGUAUGUGUAAACUUAAGUGAACCGUGUUUUUUGUUUUCCAACUCUAUAUGUUUUAAAAUUUGUAAAUGUUUAUGAAUGUAGUAGAUGCAAAAAUCAAUGCAACAUUAUAACAACAAUUAAGCUACAAACUCACUGCACAUGCUAUACCAUAGCAGGAGACUAGCUAUAAAGAAUCUGACUGUUAUUACAUAGUUUUAAAACGGUAAAAAGUUAAAGCUUGUCUGCCUUUUUGUUCAUUUUUUCACGACUUAACCUCGCUAGAUUCGCCUAGAUACAUAGCAGACUUUGGUGAAACUUAGCACAAUGAUAUCUAGGUUCUAUUCUACAUUUCGAAGACGGACGUUUUGUCACAGAAAAAGAAUUUAUUCUCUCAGAAAGAAGAAUUUGAAAAACGUCGAUGAAAUCGGGGAAACUAGUUACAGCCGUAGUACUAAUAAUACCGAAUAUCUUCCAGGGUAGUUAAUCAAUUUAUGGAUCAUUCAAAUCACAAUUAUAAUGUGAAAAUUGUCUCCUGCCAUGGUUUAGUAUUAGCUGUACAAAAUAGGUAUCUUAUGAAUUAUCGCAACAGGUUAUAGGAAGUCAGGAAAAUAGCCAUGUCUGAUAUCAAUUAUUUGCUAUUGAUAAAACAGGUUUAAUUUAAUAUAGAAAUGCUAUUAUUUUGGAAACGAUGUCACGUUCUAAGUGAACAUGAUUUAGGCCCUAGAAGGAAGGUACUAGGAGCUUUGAGAGCACAUUAUAAAAGACUAGGAGUUGGUAGGACUAGGAGUAGAAGGACAGUUUGAUAUUUUUUAUUUGUAUUAAAAAAAUGACAAGAAUCAGACGUGCCAAUACUGAUACUUUCAGCUGAAAGGUGCAUAUGAACAUUAUGAACGUAACGCAUGUACACAUAAUAUGCAAACGGCGCUGUGCUUUCAGUAAACGCAAUUCGUAACGUCAUACAAUCUGCGUUUAGAGUACGCAGGUUGUAUUCAUACGCACGAGAUCAAUUACGCAGCCUGUAUUGAUUCAUACGCACCAAAUAACUUACACCUUUAUAAUCCGUUUGACUUACUCAGCUAUUAAUUUUUCAAUUUUAAGCUUAGCUUUCGCUUACAUUCGAAGGCUACCCUAAAUGUAUUUUGAGAUGUAUGUCUCUCGUACUCCGUUGUGAUAAUUCAUAAGAAUAUGAUUGAUUGCAAAGUCCAGCACUUUUAGUACCGAAAUACAUACACUUCACCAAAAUAUCAGAUUUGUAUACUUACUAAGGAAUUUUAGUAAAUAAAUUAUUGACUGGUGCUUUCACAAUAA